AUGCCCCAGCCCUUCCCCCACGUCCCACCCCCCGGCGUCUGGGUCCCCGCCGUCACCUGCUUCACCCCCGACGACGAGCUCGACCUGGCCGCCCAGACCAAGUACUUUGCCCACCUCAGCCGCUCCCGGCUGGCCGGCCUCGUCAUCGGCGGCACCAACUCGGAAGCCAUGCUCCUGACGCGCCGCGAGCGCGCGCAGCUCGUCGCUGCCGCCCGCGCCGCCGCCGGCCCCGCGCUGCCCAUCAUGGCCGGCGUCGGCGCCCACUCCACCAAGCAGACGCUGCUGCUGGCCCGCGACGCCGCCGCCGCCGGCGCCAACUACCUGCUGGUCCUGCCGCCCGCGUACCCCGGCCGCGCGGCCACCACGCCGGCCGUCGUGCAGCGCUUCUACGCCCACCUGGCAUCCCGGGCGCCGCUCCCCGUCGUCAUCUACAACUUCCCGGGGGUCUGCAACGGCGUCGACCUCGACUCGGACGCCAUCACGGAGAUUGUGCGCCGCAGCGCCGCCGCCUCCCCGGCCGGCGUGUCCAACGUCGUCGGCGUCAAGCUGACCUGCGGGUCCGUCGGCAAGAUCACCCGCCUGGCCGCGCAGCACCGCCCGGGCGACUUCGCCGUCUUCGGCGGCCAGGCCGACUUCCUGGUCGGGGGGCUGGCCGCCGGCAGCGCGGGCUGCGUCGCCGCCUUUGCCAACGUGUUCCCGCGGCUGACGGCGGAGAUAUACCGCCUGUGGGGGGAGGGCCGGGCCGACGAGGCCUUGCGGCUGCAGCGCGUGGCGGCGCUGGCCGAGCGCCCGUGCAAGGCGGGCCUGGCGAGCACAAAGUACGCCGUGGCGGUGUACUCGGCGGCGCUGGCGGGCAUAGAGCGCGCCGAGGAGCUGUUUCGCCCGCGCCACCCGUACGACGAGGCGGGCGACGCGGCCAAGGCGGCGGUAAGGGAGCUCAUGGCCGAGGCGGCGAGGCUGGAGGAGGAGCUGCAGGGGCUGGGGGGGUCGAGUUCUGCUGCGUUAGGGGGAGGGGAGGGGCGAGAUUGA
Messenger RNA from Ustilaginoidea virens, 1029 nucleotides. RefSeq lists its product as uncharacterized. Gene Ontology annotation, molecular function: 4-hydroxy-tetrahydrodipicolinate synthase activity. Bases 1 to 1029 code for a protein of 342 amino acids. The transcript has a single exon. NCBI's taxonomy places the organism in Eukaryota, Fungi, Ascomycota, Sordariomycetes, Hypocreales, Clavicipitaceae. The record is from RefSeq and is a predicted model, not a curated record.